Messenger RNA from Lucilia sericata (common green bottle fly), 1973 nucleotides. Its product is annotated as zinc finger and SCAN domain-containing protein 12-like. Gene Ontology annotation, biological process: regulation of transcription by RNA polymerase II. The transcript is spliced from 5 exons. Gene Ontology annotation, molecular function: RNA polymerase II cis-regulatory region sequence-specific DNA binding; DNA-binding transcription factor activity, RNA polymerase II-specific; zinc ion binding. The record is from RefSeq and is a predicted model, not a curated record. Gene Ontology annotation, cellular component: nucleus; PcG protein complex; transcription regulator complex. NCBI's taxonomy places the organism in Eukaryota, Metazoa, Arthropoda, Insecta, Diptera, Calliphoridae. The coding region runs from base 110 to 1864 and encodes 584 amino acids.
CAUUGUUUAUUUUCUGUCAUUUAAUACUUCCAAGUUCAAUUGCCUUUUUGUAACUUUUCUUAAUUAAAAUACAUGAAUUGAGAUAAAUGAUUAUAAAAAUUAGAUUAUCAUGGAAAUAAAUAUAACAUGGAAUAUUUGUCGAGUGUGUUUACAGGAAGAAAAUAAAAAUGCCAAAGAAUCUAACACCGAAUUGCGAAACAUAUUUGAUGAAGACAAAAAAUUGGCUCAGCAUAUUUAUGAAUUUACUGGGAUUAUGAUGCAACCACAUGAUUCCUUGCCGGACAAAAUAUGUUUAAAGUGUUUAAAAAUUGUUAAUAAUGCGGUGCAUUUUCGAAAAACGUGUCGUGCCUCCAAUAGUUAUUUACAAAACGUGUUGGAACGCACUAAAUCGGCUAGCUCAUUGUUUAAACCUGCUGUACACACUAGUGUUGCUAGUGAUGAUGAUGAUGGGUUAGAAGAACAAAUGGAAACAGAGGCUGUUAGCGAAAAUGAACAUUCGCAAGUUGAAAAGGCUAUAGAAAGUGAAUCUGAUAAUAAGAUUGUUCUUCAAGAAAAAAUAGUUGAAGUAGUUGAACAUAUGGAACAUGUAGAACAGGCGGUGGUAGACGAAGCGGUUAAUGAUACAGCCGUAGAUUUAGUAGAAGUGAUGGAGCAUUCCGAAGAUUUAAUUAACGAAAUUAUAGAUGAUAAUACAGACAACACACUGACCAAUUUAAAGCUUUUAAAAGAAGAAACUAAAGAUAUUUCAAAAAUGACAAAAUCUGAAUCUUCGCAGUUACAAAAGUUCUAUAUGAAUGCUAGAUUUACAAAAUUUAAAAGUAGUGAAGAGGAAUCAGAAGAUUGUAAUGAACAGGACUUGGCACAGGCUGAUUUAGAAGCGGAACAUGAAACUACAAAAGUAUCCGAAAAGAAGGAUGAUUUAUAUUAUCUGCUUAAAGAUAUUAAAAAUGAAAUUGCCAACUGUAAUGAUAACCAAGAAGUCAAACAACAAACAGAGGAACAAAGCCCCCAAACCGAUGAGAGUAUUGAAUAUUAUGCUAUCGAAGAUGAAGAAGAUUUGGAGGAAAAUAUUGAACAAGAAGAGGACGUACAGGAAGAGGAUUUAAUAUUCCAUUUCGAAGCAAAUAACGAGGAUAAUCCGAACCAAGUUAGUUCAACUGUGGAUACAAAUGAUGAGGCUGAAUAUAAUGAACAAAAUUUGAAUAAUUCCAACAUAAUUAGUGAUUUAGAAGAAGAAUAUAUUAUGGAUGAUAGUGUUAGUAAUUACAAUGAGAUAUCUGACCAAGAAGAAACUAAAAUAAAAUCUCUAGAUGUCUCCACUACGGCCGCAAAAACUAGCUGUAUAUCUAUUAGUUCUAGCAGACGUAAACUUAAACGUUAUUCAGCUAAAGUUUCAGCAAGCAGUUCUACUACAGGUGGUGUUCAGCAGCAAGUUUGUGUUUGUGAAAUAUGUGGCAAUCAAUUUACCAAUCGGAAUCUAAUGAAUAUACAUAUGAAGGUACACUAUCAGGAAAAGAAUCAUCAGUGCGAAUUGUGUUUUAAACGUUUUAUUACCGCCUGCAAUCUGCAAGCACACAUGCGCAUUCAUACGGGAGAAAAACCUUUUCAGUGCCGCUACUGUGGCAGACGUUUUAAUGAUCGCAGCUCUAGUUUAAGGCAUGAAAGAACUCACACCAAUGAAAAACCAUUUAAAUGUUCAAGUUGUGGUAAAACUUUUACUUUGGCUACAACUCUACAAAAUCACAUGAAGGUGCAUACCAAUGAAAGAUCCUAUAGAUGUGAACCUUGUGGUAAAUCCUUUAAAUUAUCUCAUCAUUUAAAAACUCAUCAAAAUACCUCGUUACAUCGUUCUGUGGUUAAUUAAAGAAAAUUAAAGAUUUUAUUGAAAUUUAAUGUAUUUUUAUAAAUAUUAUAUACUUUUUGAUUUUUUUUUAGAAAAAUAAAUAAAUAUAAAAUUCUACUUUGCUUUUGAA